Molecule: messenger RNA, 1616 nt
Organism: Tuber melanosporum (Perigord truffle)
Lineage: Eukaryota; Fungi; Ascomycota; Pezizomycetes; Pezizales; Tuberaceae
Exons: 8
Coding region: 341-1285 (314 amino acids)
Molecular function (GO): methyltransferase activity
Source: RefSeq, a predicted model, not a curated record
UCCGCCCGUCAAAAAAAAAAAAAACUCUCUUCCUCACUCCUGAUCCCUCCAGUCCCUUUACCUCCCUUCCCUAUCUCCUCUCACCUCUCCCACUUCUCCUCCUUCUCUCACUCUUUCCAUCUUCAUACGGUAUUUCCUGUAUCACUUCCCUCCCCCGCCUUUCCGUUGAUCUACAAAUUGUAGUCUUCAACCUGUCUUCGCUUCGAUACUUCUCUAUUCAACUACCCUCAGCUUUCCACCCCUUGACCCUCACUGACCUUCCACGCCAAGGCCAACUCGCCGAAGCGAGUGUUUCUUAAUUAUCCUUGACUUGAGGAAAGAAUAAGUAAUAAUAGUAAUCAUGAGUUUUAACCUUAACACGCACCAAUUUGAGAAUGGUAGACGGUUUCAUGGCUACCGAGGUGGUGCCUACAUGUAUCCAAACGAUGAGAAAGAGCAAGACCGCCUUGAUAUCUACCACAAGAUGUUUCUUGUUGCACGGCAGGAGGAGCUUCACCGUGCCCCAAUCACCAGAAAUUAUUCCCCACCCAGAAUCCUAGAUCUCGGUACCGGAACCGGUAUUUGGGCCAUUGAUAUGGCGGAUAAAUAUCUUGAUGCAGAGGUCAUCGGCAUCGAUUUAUCAUUAAUACAACCUAAAUGGAUUCCACGUAACCUUCGAUUCCAAAUCAGCGAUUUUGAGAGUGAAUGGACACUAGGGAAGGACUCUUUUGACUUAAUUCACCUUCGGGCUGGCUGCGGGAGUGUCUCUAGCUGGCCUACGCUCUUCCGUCGAGCGUUUGAACAUCUCAAACCUGGUUAUGGUUGGAUUGAAUAUGUAGAUAUCGAUAUUCAGGCUCGUAGUGAUGACGGUACACUUACCACUGCCCAUGCUUUGUAUCAGUGGCAGCAAUACUUGCUUGAAGCCACAGAGCGUGCAGGCAAGCCACUGAGGUACGAAGCAAGAACUGGCCAAUUGCUUAGGGAAGCGGGUUUUGUCGACGUCCAAGAGGUGGUGCUAAAGCUUCCAUUGAGCCCUUGGCCGUCAGAUCCAUAUCUCAAAGACUGCGGACGCUGGUACAAUCUUGGGCUCUCAGAGGCCCUUGAGGGGUAUACAUUAGCGCCUAUGACAAGGGUUCUAGGAUGGUCGGCCGACAAUGUGAAGAAUCUACUCGGGCCAGUGCAGAAAGACAUCAACAACCGACAGAUACACGCGUAUAGCGAUAUGCAUAUAUGGAUAGCUCGAAGGCCCGACUGGGGCGUCGAAGAUAAAAAAGUUUCCAGCAUCAAGCGGGCGAUAACGAAAUAGUGAUCUUCACGACCCGACCUCAGUCUCCUGACCCGGGGUUUCCGAUUCCUUUCAUUCUUCCUAGUGCACUGGAGUGGUCUACCGAAAGUCGACCUUUGCUGGACUAUUGGGACCCGCUCGCAUUAAUUGUUAACGAUGGUAACUGAAGGGAUCAGUCAAUGGAGAAUUUUGGUUCAUUUUUGUUUAUUCAAUCAAUUCUCCCGCUUUCUUUUCUUUUUUUCCUCUCCUUAUUUGCUUGAUUUGGUGUUGCUCGGCGUACCAUUGAUUUUCUUGAUAUCGCUUUCCUUUUUUUUUUUGUCCUAUUCUUUCGGAGGCGGAAAAGGGGAGGGGG